AUGAAGCUCUACUCAUCAGUGUUGUUGACUGCUGUUCUUGGUCUUCAGGUGGAGAGUGUCCUGCAGUCCAGCAAACACACUGAAGCCACAGAACUCACAGGCCUGCUGACGUCACCACACCUGCAGGCCCUGAUGGAAGCUCAUGACUGUAUUGCCGAGCAAGAAUUGGAUGUCGAAACUAUUGAAUCCGUGGACCAGGAUGAAAACACCACCAAACUGGCUUCCCUGGAGAAAACUCGUGACAUGCCUUUGGGUGUGACCGUUCGGAACGAACAUGACCGUGUAAUCAUCAGUCGGGUGGUGAGCGGAGGGCCGACUGAGAAAAGCAACCUGCUCAGUGAAGGAGAUGAAACCCUGGAGAUCAAUGGUGUUCCAGUCCGUGGAAAAAGUGUUAAUGAUGUUCACAACAUUCUGUCCUGCAUGCAUGGGUCCCUCACGUUUCUCCUCAUCCCAAAUUCUCAAAACAAAAUAUCUCCUCACUGAUCAACUGUG
Messenger RNA from Sinocyclocheilus rhinocerous, 492 nucleotides. RefSeq names its product MAGUK p55 subfamily member 5-like. Bases 1 to 483 code for a protein of 160 amino acids. The transcript is spliced from 4 exons. Gene Ontology annotation, molecular function: protein binding. The record is from RefSeq and is a predicted model, not a curated record. Lineage: Eukaryota; Metazoa; Chordata; Actinopteri; Cypriniformes; Cyprinidae.